GCACCCGGAGCUUCUUUCUGAGUGUUCUAGUUGGACAGUGCGCUUCUACUACUGGCUGAAAUGGCUGGCUGACUUUCGCGGGUUUGCUGAUUUGCGGGUCGCGGCAAUUUGUUAGCUCUCUCCGCCCUCCAUCUUGAAUCUUGACCUUGGUGUUUCCCAAGUGCGUAGAGACCAGACGACAAGAGAGUGUAGACUCCUCACCACCUCGCCUACCUAUCACCGACUAUCAACCGCCACCCCGGUCGACAAUCAUCCAUCAAUCACCAUGUCUGCCCCUUCUCUCGUCCAGGCCGUCGCUAAGCGUGGCUGGUUGAACAAGAUGCUCAAGCCCGUCUCCAACUGGUACAUCAAUGCCGCCGGCUACCGUCAGAUGGGUCUCCGCGCCGACGACCUCAUCUCCGAGGAGAACGAGACCGUCCUCGCCGCCCUCCAGCGCCUUAGCCCCAAGGAGUCGUACGACCGCAUCUACCGCAUCCGCCGCGCCACCCAGCUCUCCCUCACCCACAAGCUCCUGCCCAAGAACGAGUGGACCACCCAGGAGGAGGACGUCCCCUACCUCCGCCCCCUGAUCGACCAGAUCGAGGCCGAGGCCGCCGAGAAGGACGCUCUCGACACCCUGGCUGUCGUCAAGAACUAAGCGCGGGACUUAUAAAGGUAUGAAAGGGGAAGGAAGGAAGGAUGGGAAAGGAUGGGAGGGAAGGUUUUUCCGUUAUCCGCGCGCGGUGGGAACUGGACUGGCCGACUUUUUUUUUCGACGGGAACGAAGGAACCGAAGAGAAGGGAAAGGCUGGAGUACUGCUACGCUACGCUUAGGAUUUGGAAGCCGAGGAUACCAAAGCAAUAAAGUGGAUGCGCUCAAAAUAAGAACCGAAACAAAAACUCGUCCCCUCGAUUCUCUGGAACCUGGAACUCUUCGACAACUUGCUGCCAAUUGCUUUCUGGAGAAAUAGGAUGAAGGGGGGGAAAAGGUGGAUGGGGGAAGAUGGACAGUUUGCGAUGCAACGACAAUGGGCAACAGCCAAAUGUUCUUGUCUAUGGUUGUGUUCACGCUCCCAGAACCCGCGCAUCUCUAUGAAGUGGAAGUGGAAGGGGAAAAUGCUUUGAGAGGAGAUGGUGACGACUGCGAAAGAAAAGACUACCUAACCAUUUCUACUUAUUAGAAGGAAAGAAAAUGGGCAAUAGACCUUUAUCCUGCAUUCUUCCCCCCCCCCCAAAACAACAAGACAACUGAAAGAGAGAAAGAAAAGAAAGGGGAGGGAAGGAAGUGUCUCAGACAUGGUAGCCAUCGAAAUCGACCUCUGCUAUGCUGUACGUUGAAGAAGUGUAUGUGAGAGUCAUGACAAGUUAGAUCAAAAAGUAAUAAGAAAAAAAAAAAAAAACUCCGCUCAAUUCGCAAAUACUCUCA
This is a messenger RNA of Neurospora crassa OR74A, 1405 nucleotides long. It is a transcript of the gene qcr7, whose product is annotated as ubiquinol-cytochrome c reductase complex protein. The record is from RefSeq and is a predicted model, not a curated record. Lineage: Eukaryota; Fungi; Ascomycota; Sordariomycetes; Sordariales; Sordariaceae. Bases 266 to 637 code for a protein of 123 amino acids. The transcript has 2 exons. Gene Ontology annotation, biological process: mitochondrial electron transport, ubiquinol to cytochrome c.